GCCUAGGGAGGAUUAACGCAAUGAUUUGGACUGCUUGAACCGCAAUGGAGGUUUAAUGAGGAGCUCUAUGAAUUCUGGUGUUUAUUUGUUCACAACUUUUACGUAGUCGACUACUUGAGCUCUUAAUAUUCGUCGACGUUUUGACGUUCAGCUGUAACCCGAAAAAAGGCUUGGGGGCUUCUUUUAAAGUGUUUCUUCGUAUGUGUUUGAGGAAUGAAAUAAUCUGAAGCUAAAGCUAUGUAGCUAGCAAAACUCAUACAUUGGCUAUAGUGACCUGUCAACUUGCACCCUCUUAUCAGUCAUUUAAUAAGUUUGCAGGCAUGACCGAGUACAAGCUUGUGGUGGUCGGUGCAGGAGGCGUUGGCAAGAGUGCGCUCACCAUCCAGCUCAUCCAGAACCACUUUGUGGAUGAAUAUGAUCCCACCAUUGAGGACUCCUACAGGAAGCAGGUGGUGAUAGACGGAGAGACCUGUCUGUUGGACAUCCUGGACACUGCGGGACAGGAGGAGUACAGCGCCAUGAGGGACCAAUACAUGAGGACAGGGGAGGGCUUCCUCUGCGUGUACGCCAUCAACAACACCAAGUCUUUUGAGGAUGUUCACCUCUACAGAGAGCAGAUCAACAGGGUGAAGGACAGCGACAGUGUUCCUAUGGUGCUGGUAGGCAACAAGAGUGACCUGAGCUCACGCUCCGUGGAGACACGACAGGCACAGGAGCUGGCCAGAAGCUACGGCGUACCCUUUGUGGAGACCUCCGCCAAAACCAGACAGGGCGUGGAGGAAGCCUUCUACUCGCUAGUACGAGAGAUCAGAAAAUACAAGGAGACCAAUCGCAGCAACAAGAAGAGCAAGAAGAACACUCAGAGACGUUGCAUGAUACUAUAGCAACACACACACACACACACCCCUCCCUUAUGCCAGGUAGGUACCAUCAUCUGAAAUGUAGUUUUCCAUUUAAUGCUGUGAACUUUUAAUUUUUGAAGCCCAAACUAAACGUUCAGUUUGCAGCAUUUUUUUAAUUUUAGGUAAAAAACAUUGUUGCUCCAGUAAAUAGUGUUGUUGCACUUUGACUGAUGACUCAUUCAGGACAAAAGGCAACAGGCCGGUGACAUUCAUGGGUAUUGUUUUGUUUUUUGCUCUUGAUUUUUGGCACAACUCCAUAAAAGAAACAUUUUGAUUUUA
This is a messenger RNA of Nerophis ophidion (straightnose pipefish), 1181 nucleotides long. Its product is annotated as GTPase KRas. The transcript has 5 exons. Gene Ontology annotation, biological process: Ras protein signal transduction. The coding region runs from base 321 to 884 and encodes 187 amino acids. Gene Ontology annotation, cellular component: plasma membrane. The record is from RefSeq and is a predicted model, not a curated record. NCBI's taxonomy places the organism in Eukaryota, Metazoa, Chordata, Actinopteri, Syngnathiformes, Syngnathidae. Gene Ontology annotation, molecular function: GTPase activity; GDP binding; GTP binding.